AUGGCUCCCGCAAGAUCAAAGAAGCGCGUUUCUGACCAGUCAACUGCCUCGACUAGGCAGCGCGGCAUCAAGGUGCCCGUCAAGGAAGAGCCGACCACACCCACCGAGCGCAGUCCUAUCAAGAAGAGAAGGGCCGGCAUUACACUGCACCAGAAGAGUACUUUGAUUGGCAAUCUGCAACUGGAGAUCACCGAGAGAGCUAGACGACUUCGUGCCCAAUAUCACCUUCAAGCCCAGGGCCUCCGAUCGCGAAUAGAAAUCCGCGUCAACAGAAUUCCUACUGCGCUACGGAAGAUGAAAAUGGGUGACUUAUUUCUCAAGUAUCUACAUCAGGAGCAAGCGGCUUUGCGACCUCCUGUGCCGGCCAAGGAUGGUCCACUGUCACGAACUACAGCCCAGAAACAAAGCUCGCGCCCGAAUACCGCUCGCAGCAACAAGCGUGUCAGCACCGAGAUUUGUGGCGGAGACAAGGAAAACGAAGUUGAUGGCGAAACAAUGAAGAAGCGCGUUCGCGCUGCCAUGCAAGACAACCCGGUUCGGCCGACGCAAAUUCUAUCACCGGCAUCAUCCAACUCGAGACUCGCCAACCGCGAGAUACCCAUGUCUCCUACCAGAUCAUACAUCAGCAGACCCGGAUCGCCCCUAAAGGCCGGCGGUGUGCGCUCUGCCGUUUCGGCUACGACUAUGCUGUCCAAUAUGGUGGAAAGGGCCAAGGCCGCACGCGCUGCAAGCACCAGAAAAGUCACUACUACAUCAUCCACCACUGCCAGCUCGAGGGGCGCCGCCGCACGUCCCGCCAGCGCAGCAAAGACACGAAAAGCUGCUCCACCGAAGCAGCAGCCCGCUCGUCCGGCAACACGCACUGGACGCCGAGUCAGCGCUCACAGUGAGACAAGCGAGGCAAGCAAUGGUACCGUGGUACGCAAGCCGGUUGCAUCCAAGGCCAGCACGGCAUCUACGAAGAAGUCAGUCAUGGGCAGCAUCCGCAAAGGUGUGGCCAACAGCAGAGCUACAGCUCCCACGACGAGCAGCUCCGGAAGAGUUCUCCGCAAGCGCACUUGA
Beauveria bassiana ARSEF 2860 is the source of this 1062-nucleotide messenger RNA. RefSeq lists its product as uncharacterized. Gene Ontology annotation, biological process: mitotic sister chromatid segregation. The coding region runs from base 1 to 1062 and encodes 353 amino acids. The transcript is spliced from 3 exons. Lineage: Eukaryota; Fungi; Ascomycota; Sordariomycetes; Hypocreales; Cordycipitaceae. The record is from RefSeq and is a predicted model, not a curated record. Gene Ontology annotation, cellular component: chromosome, centromeric region; spindle midzone; chromosome passenger complex.